This is a messenger RNA of Cucurbita moschata (crookneck pumpkin), 1004 nucleotides long. RefSeq lists its product as uncharacterized. The record is from RefSeq and is a predicted model, not a curated record. The coding region runs from base 339 to 707 and encodes 122 amino acids. NCBI's taxonomy places the organism in Eukaryota, Viridiplantae, Streptophyta, Magnoliopsida, Cucurbitales, Cucurbitaceae. The transcript is spliced from 2 exons.
UAUCAAAGAAGACAAAACUGCGUAAAAUUUGGGGACUUGGGAGUCUGGUCAACUAUGAACUUUCGGCUCCUUGAUGACCUUUAAUUGGGGGAAUCCGCUUCCAAUUUCCCUCUAAUCGCUACCAGACAAUCGCUACCAGCCGUCGCAACCUCAAAUCUCCACUGGCCACGGACGAGGGUUACGUUUCUUUUUCCUCCUUUGAGAAAAGUCAUAAAAGGCGUUCGAUUCGAGCUCCACUGUUGCAAAAGUUGCACAUGAGGUAAAUUUCGGGACUGGCCCUUGUGAGAGAGUUCCUCGAGUGUAUCGUAGCUCAAAUUCUCGGAUCCUUUAUCUUGAUAAUGGAGGAUUUCAAAUCCAACUCCUAUGUGGAUGGAAGAAUGCAGAUUGAGAACUACUAUGGAAACGAAUCAAGAGGAGGACCGAACGGUUCCGGCGGAAUGGGUAUGCAAGAUUUUCGUUGUUACAGUGCGUCGUAUGCUUCGUCUGCGAAUCCAACUCAGAUGGGGAAUGAUUUGAAGCUCAAGAAAGGGAAAUCGACGAAUGGAUUCUCGUCGAAGAGCUGGAGUUUCAACGAUCCGGAGAUGCAGAGAAAGAGGAGGGUUGCUAGCUACAAGGUUUAUACUGUGGAAGGCAAAGUCAAAGGGUCUUUUAGAAAGAGCUUCAGGUGGCUCAAGGAAAGAUGCUCUCGAAUGGUCUUUGGAUGGUAACGAUCGGCUUAAAUUGGCACCUUGACUAAUGUAACGCCAUAUAGCAUGACCCAACAACAUUAGACGUUGAAUGGAAGGUAACUUUUUCGAGAGCAUGCCUUAACUUAAAAGAUAUCAAAGAAAACUUAUAAGAUAUGUGAUAUGUUGGUGGACAUAUAGACCAUUUAGAUUUCUUUAUGAGCUCUUUAAUUUGCCUCUUUUUUAGAUUUGCUGUUUCCAUGAGAACUUUAUUUUCGUACGAAUUAAGAAUCUUAUCUUUAUUUUGAGAAUAUAUCCUUGAGAUCGCUGAGAACUAAA